UCCACGAUCCCGUGGUGCUUUGCGGCACGGCCUCGCUCUUUUCCGGUUGCGAGCAGCCGGGGUGUAGAGGGCGGUCGCGACGGGCACGGCGGGCACUGUGGGCUGCAGCUGGGCGGCGGCAGAAUGUUGACUACUAGAGUAUUUAGCCUAAUUGGCAAGCGAGCAAUUUCCACCUCGGUGUGUGUACGAGCACAUGGGAGUGUCGUGAAGAGUGAAGACUUUUCUCUCCCGAGUUAUGUCGAUCGGCGUGACUACCCCUUGCCUGAUGUGGCCCACGUCAAGACCCUUUCUGCCAGCCAGAAGGCCUUGAAAGAGAAGGAGAAGAACCCCUGGAGCAGUCUGUCAAUUGAUGAAAAAGUUGAAUUGUAUCGCAUUAAGUUCAAUGAGAGCUUUGCUGAAAUGAACAGGAGCACGAAUGAGUGGAAGACAAUCGUGGGCGCUGCCAUGUUCUUCAUCGGCUUCACUGCUCUCGUUCUGAUCUGGGAGAAGCACUAUGUGUAUGGCCCCAUCCCGCACACCUUUGAAAAGGAGUGGGUGGCCAAGCAGACCAAGAGGAUGCUCGACAUGAAGGUCAGCCCGAUCCAGGGCUUCUCUGCCAAGUGGGACUACGACAAGAACGAGUGGAAGAAAUAG
Molossus molossus (Pallas's mastiff bat) is the source of this 633-nucleotide messenger RNA. RefSeq names its product cytochrome c oxidase subunit 4 isoform 1, mitochondrial. Lineage: Eukaryota; Metazoa; Chordata; Mammalia; Chiroptera; Molossidae. The record is from RefSeq and is a predicted model, not a curated record. The coding region runs from base 124 to 633 and encodes 169 amino acids. Gene Ontology annotation, biological process: mitochondrial electron transport, cytochrome c to oxygen. The transcript is spliced from 5 exons.